AAAGGUUCCUGAGAAGCUGCUGGAUCCUAAAGAGACGCUCCAGGCAUAAGCAGAGUUUUCUAAGAAGAGUGGAAGAUGAGGGAGAUUUUUCUUAUACUGCUGUUGCUUUCUCUGGUCCUGACAAAUCCAUGCUGUUGUGAAAGAGAUAUGGACAGAGCCUUGGAUAAAGCAGGGGUGAAGAUAAAUAGAGAAACAGCCAAUGCCUUUGUGAGAAGGCAAAAGAGGUCUUAUCCAUAUUAUGAAAGGUACUAUGAAAUGUUCAAGUCCCCAAUGGAGCUGAAGCAUGAGCAAUGCGAAAGUUACGCACCCUGUGACUACUACGCUGAAGUAGUAGGAUUCCCUGUCGCGUACCGUCAUUUCUUUGGAAGUGCCUGAAGGUGGACAUUUCCUCUUCUCCUCUGGCUGGGACAUCUGCAGGGGACAAAGGCAACUGCGGGUGGGAGGGCAGGGGCGGGGAAAGCAGAGAAUAAACAAUACAACAGAUUGGUUCCAUUUCACUUGCAUGAGAUCAACACUGAUAAGUACACUACCAUUUUCGCCGAUGUUCAGAGAAGCAUUUAGGUGCUGUUUUGUUCAGGAAUAUUUCUGCCAAUAAUUAAUUAUACAACCCUUAAGAUUUAUUAGGAGGUUAUUGAUGUUCCAUGGGAAAGGGAGUAGGCAAAGACGGAUGGCUUAGCGUGAAAGUGGGUCUCCUCCAGUUGUUGAAUAAUAGCUUCCAUCAGCCACAAGAUCAAAGGUAAAGGAUAAUAGUUUUCCAGGAUCUACUUCAAAACAUCUGGAAGGCAUCAAGUUGGUUAUCUAUAAGAGAAGACCCUUAACAAGAUAAACAGAGGUAUAUUUUCCCUUCUGGGAAGCUGCCAUAGUGGGCAUCUUAGAGGCAUAUCCAGUGCUAAAUUUUCUGACAGUUCAAAUUUUUGCAAGAGCAAUGAAAUCCUGUGGAGGGCUCACAAUCCAAUUAUGAGACCUAUCAACACUGAACACACAAAAACAGUGGUACUUACAGUACAUCAGCACUGAUUUUACAAGUCCUGUGCAUUCGGUGACUUUACUCUAACCUUUGGUUUUAACCCGGUGUAAUCAGUACAGAAAUGAAAAAGACAGUAGUGUGAUAGUAGCAGACAGCCUGAAGUUAAGAGGAGGGAACAAGUAAACCCACUUCCCACAGCCCAGUCACAUCUUACUAAAUAUGACUCCAACUCACUGAUAUGUGUUAUUUUUCCACUCACAGAAACACAACAUGGAAGUGAUAUGCAAAAAUAAUACUGCUUAGGAUGUAGGGCAUUAUCACCAUUGAUUGCAAUUGGAGAAAACAGGCACACAACAGGCAGAUGGAAGCAGAGGAGUGAAUGAGAAUCAGAAGUCUCUUCUGAUCGUCUCCCAAGUAGUUUGGGAGGAUCAGGAAGGAAAAGGCCAUCUCUUUUUCUCUAAUCUGGCUGAGAAGAGCUGAUUUUGGUACAUUUCCCACCUGGCUAUCUACUCGUACAUGUGUUUGAAUAGAUAGUGGUGUAAUGGAGCCAGGGUUUGCAGGGUCAAAAAUGUGGGACUAUCAGAGUCACAGGGACUAUGAUAUGUCCUGCCACCCCUCUCAGACUUUCCUUUCCACUUUGAGCUUAGUUGUGAUCCUUGCAAUGGCUAUGAGAGAAACAGAUUUCUUCAGGAACAACUAGCUGUCCCUCUUUCCUUGCAAAGCAUUUUAGAGUGAUUUGAUGGCUGAAAGUGAUCUAGUUGUAUAGAAAUGAAACCAGCUAGAAUCCACUGCAUAUGUCUGAAGAAGUAGAUUUUUACUCACAAAAACUCAUGCUGAAACAAAUCUGUUCGUCUUUAAGGUGCCAC
Molecule: messenger RNA, 1833 nt
Organism: Pogona vitticeps (central bearded dragon)
Lineage: Eukaryota; Metazoa; Chordata; Lepidosauria; Squamata; Agamidae
Product: matrix Gla protein
Cellular component (GO): extracellular region
Molecular function (GO): calcium ion binding
Source: RefSeq, a predicted model, not a curated record